AUGUUCCGCGUGAUAGCCACCCGGCACGUACCGCUCACUAGAGCACUCGCAACCCAUGCAUCCGCCCCUACCCGGACCCUCGACACCGUCACCCGACAUGACUGGUCCAGGGAUGAAAUCCAGAAAAUAUACGAUACCCCCCUGCUCGAUCUUGUCUUUCAUGCUGCUUCAGUGCACAGGCAGCACCAUGACCCCAGCAAGAUUCAGCUCUGCACGCUCAUGAACAUUAAAACGGGUGGUUGCUCAGAAGACUGCUCUUACUGCUCCCAAUCAUCAAGAUACUCGACGGCUACGAAGGCAUCGAAGUUGGUUGAUAUCGAGCCGGUAUUAGAAGCGGCCCGCAAAGCGAAAGAAAAUGGCAGCACGCGCUUCUGUAUGGGUGCUGCAUGGCGCGACCUCGCUGGCAGGAAGAGAGGAUUCGAGAGGAUCCUCCAGAUGGUUCGCGAAGUCCGCGGAAUGGGCAUGGAGGUGUGCACCACGCUUGGAAUGCUCUCGCCGGAGCAGGCUCGGCAAUUGAAAGAGGCCGGCUUAACCGCAUAUAAUCACAAUCUUGACACUUCUCGAGAGUUUUAUCCCAAGGUUAUCACCACCCGUUCUUACGAUGAGCGUUUGGACACAAUCGGCGCGGUCCGCGAUGCAGGGAUUAGCGUUUGCUCCGGCGGUAUUUUGGGCUUGGGUGAAUCUGACGAAGACAGGGUAGGACUGAUCUAUGAAGUCUCCAACAUGCCAGAACAUCCUGAAUCAUUUCCUGUCAAUGCCCUCGUGCCUAUUCCUGGUACACCCCUGGAGGGUAACGAUCGUGUCGCAGUUCACACUUUAAUACGCACGAUCGCCACUGCCCGCAUUGCUAUGCCCACUACCAUUAUCCGAUUGGCCGCCGGUAGAAAUACCCUGCCAGAAUCAGAGCAAGUCAUGUGUUUCAUGGCUGGUGCAAACGCCGUGUUCACUGGCGAACAGAUGCUGACCACCCCUUGCUCGCCUUGGGACGAGGACAAAGCUAUGAUGGCGAGAUGGGGCCUCGAAGGCAUGCGCAGCUUCGAACAAAUCAGCGUUGCGAAGAAGGAAGCCGCGAGACUAGAGCAGCGGUCUUCCUCCACCGAGGCGGGCCACGUUACGGAGGCCGCACCGGCGGCUACAUGA
Cyclocybe aegerita is the source of this 1140-nucleotide messenger RNA. The record is from the annotation of a GenBank genome assembly. NCBI's taxonomy places the organism in Eukaryota, Fungi, Basidiomycota, Agaricomycetes, Agaricales, Hemipholiotaceae.